GCUGCAUUAGUUGCUUAGUUCGAUAACUUCGAUCGAAGCGAACGUAAACAAAAUGGCGCCACUGUUGUACAAAAGCAACACGAGUCCUCCAGCGAAUGCAGUGCGGAUGUUGGCUGAUAUCAUUGGUCUGCACCUUGACCUUAAAGAUGUCAGCAUACCUAACAUGGAACAUAAGUCACCUGAACAUUUGAAGCGCAAUCCUAUGGGAACUAUCCCGACAUUGAUAGAUGGCGACUUCAUCAUCUCUGAAAGCCACGCAACCAUGAAGUACCUGCUAUCAGUGUAUAGUGAUUAUGAACUGCGCGAGUCAUUAUACCCGAGCGACGUGCGCACGCGCGCUGUAGUCGACCAGUGCAUGUUCUUUAACGCUGGCGUCUUCUUCCCGAAGCUGCUGGGCUGUGUUUUACCAGCUGUAUUCGGAGACUUGGACGGUCCUACAGAGCAGCAUAAAGCAGAAAUAGAUGCGGCAUAUAGCGUAUUGGAGGCAUACUUGAAAGAUCAUAAGUACAUUGCAGCCGACCACUUAACUCUCGCGGACCUGAGCGUUGGUGCAACUGCCAUAUCCAUUCAGGUUGCCCAUAAGCUGGAUGCUACGAAGUUUCCCCUGACGGCUGCGUGGAUAUCCAGUUUAGAAGACCACCCAUCAUUUAAGAAGAUCUUACUACCAGGCGUGCAACUUUUAAAUGAAUUCGUCAAUGCGGCCUGGCAGAAGAAUAGAAAAUAA
Messenger RNA from Spodoptera littoralis (African cotton leafworm), 724 nucleotides. The record is from the annotation of a GenBank genome assembly. NCBI's taxonomy places the organism in Eukaryota, Metazoa, Arthropoda, Insecta, Lepidoptera, Noctuidae.